UUGAGAGGAUCUGCAGAAAAUAAUGAUAGAAACUCCCUAAAUACAGUGUGGACCAUGCCUAUACAAUCCUUCUCCUUUCCUUUGCCUGAGACAAGGUUCUUCCAGGCUGGACAACAUGUCUACAAGUUCAAGAUCAGGGGAGGCAAUAACUGCAGUGAAGUGAAGGUGAUGGGAGAAGAGUUUGUCAAUCGGGAGUUGGAGAAUGCCAUCAGAGCGGUGCUAGCCAACCUGGACCUUCUCCAGCCGUUCACUACCACACACUUCACCGUCUACCCUUACAAGAGUAAGUGGAAGAGAGUGUCCAAGUUUAAAUUUGAGAAGAUGUCAGGAGAGAAGCUGUCUGCUUACCCCUUCCUAGUGACUGUGUACCUAGAGAACAACACACACACUGAAAUGUGUGUGGAAGAGUGCUGGACACCAGUGAGAGCAGGAGGCGUCCCUCUCCUUCCUGCCAGUAGUCAUGAGUGCCUGGCCAAGCGCAGGAAGACAGGACCACCACACUGGGGCACCCUAACACCACAACAAAGAGACUGUCUCAUCAUGCAGGGACCACAGUCACACAUACAUCAUGAACUUCUCAGACCAGGGGAAACAGAGGCAAAGAAUGGUGAUGGCAAGGCAGACUGUGUGGUAUCAGAUAGCCAGACCUCACAGAGUACAGUCGGGGGUUCUGUGACCGGUGGCAGUGAGACCAUGGAUGUCAGUGGGGGUCACGGAGAGGAAGAGGUGCAUCCUGGAGCGGUAGAGGAGGGCGACCCGGAGGACCCUGACCUGGAGCCCAAGUCUCAUGUGAGGCCAGGUUUGCUGGCCCGCCUCGUCAGUCAGGUGUUUCCAUUCUCCAUGUUCUUCAGAGAGAGCUAAGACGUCUGCUCAGGAACAACGGCUUCUGUAAUCUUCUAGAACCUCUGUUGUUAAAGUUCUGUUUUAGUUUCAGUCUGCGUCCCAAAUGGUAACCUAUUCCGUGUAUAGUGCCCUACUUAUAAUGAUUGAUGUUAGUUCAUAGUGGAAGGUUUUUGAGUUUGGUUUUGAUACCUUUUGUAAUAAAUGAUGUGAUUCUAAC
Messenger RNA from Salvelinus namaycush (lake trout), 1060 nucleotides. Its product is annotated as membrane-anchored junction protein. NCBI's taxonomy places the organism in Eukaryota, Metazoa, Chordata, Actinopteri, Salmoniformes, Salmonidae. Bases 55 to 861 code for a protein of 268 amino acids. Gene Ontology annotation, cellular component: nuclear inner membrane. The transcript has 11 exons. Gene Ontology annotation, molecular function: DNA binding. Gene Ontology annotation, biological process: homologous chromosome pairing at meiosis; meiotic attachment of telomere to nuclear envelope. The record is from RefSeq and is a predicted model, not a curated record.